This is a messenger RNA of Dipodomys spectabilis (banner-tailed kangaroo rat), 6424 nucleotides long. RefSeq names its product BICD cargo adaptor 2 (gene Bicd2). The transcript is spliced from 7 exons. Bases 101 to 2677 code for a protein of 858 amino acids. The record is from RefSeq and is a predicted model, not a curated record. Gene Ontology annotation, molecular function: dynactin binding; dynein complex binding; cytoskeletal adaptor activity. NCBI's taxonomy places the organism in Eukaryota, Metazoa, Chordata, Mammalia, Rodentia, Heteromyidae. Gene Ontology annotation, cellular component: Golgi apparatus; cytosol. Gene Ontology annotation, biological process: regulation of microtubule cytoskeleton organization; protein localization to organelle; microtubule anchoring at microtubule organizing center.
GCUGGGCGGCGGCGGCGGCAGCGGCGGAGGCUCAGGAGGCUCCGGAGGGUCCGGCCUGCAGGAACCUUGGUGGGAAAUCCGGCUUCGGCGCGCGGCCACUAUGUCCGCGCCGUCGGAGGAAGAAGAGUACGCACGGCUGGUGAUGGACGCGCAGCCGGAGUGGCUGCGCGCUGAAGUGAAGCGGUUGUCCCACGAGCUGGCCGAGACCACGCGCGAGAAGAUCCAGGCGGCCGAGUACGGGCUGGCGGUGCUGGAGGAGAAGCACCAGCUCAAGCUGCAGUUCGAGGAGCUCGAGGUGGAUUAUGAGGCCAUCCGCAGCGAGAUGGAGCAGCUCAAAGAGGCAUUUGGACAGGCCCACACAAACCACAAGAAGGUGGCUGCAGAUGGGGAGAGCCGAGAGGAGAGCCUGAUCCAAGAGUCAGCCUCCAAGGAGCAGUACUAUGUGCGAAAGGUGCUAGAGCUGCAGACAGAGCUGAAACAGCUGCGCAAUGUCCUUACCAACACACAGUCUGAGAAUGAGCGCCUUACAUCUGUGGCUCAGGAGCUGAAGGAGAUUAACCAGAAUGUGGAGAUCCAGCGUGGCCGCCUUCGGGAUGACAUCAAGGAGUACAAGUUCCGGGAGGCCCGCCUACUACAGGACUACUCUGAGCUAGAAGAGGAGAACAUCAGCCUGCAGAAGCAAGUGUCUGUGCUCAGACAAAACCAGGUUGAGUUUGAGGGUCUCAAGCAUGAGAUCAAGCGUCUGGAGGAGGAGACUGAAUACCUCAACAGCCAGCUGGAAGAUGCCAUCCGGCUCAAGGAGAUUUCUGAGCGGCAGCUGGAGGAGGCACUAGAGACGCUGAAGACAGAGCGCGAGCAAAAGAACAGUCUGCGCAAGGAGCUGUCACACUACAUGAGCAUUAAUGAUUCCUUCUACACCAGCCACCUGCAGGUCUCCCUGGAUGGCCUCAAGUUCAGCGAUGAUGCCACUGCUGAGCCCAACAAUGAUGCUGAAGCCCUGGUUAAUGGCUUUGAGCAUGGUGGCAUGGUCAAACCACCGCUGGACAACAAGACAUCCACACCCAGGAAAGAUGGCCUGGUACCACCUUCCCCUAGUCUUGUCUCUGACCUGCUUAGUGAGCUCCAUAUCUCCGAGAUCCAAAAGCUGAAGCAGCAGCUGGUGCAGAUGGAGCGAGAGAAGGUAGGGCUGCUGACAACACUACAGGAUACCCAGAAGCAACUGGAGCAGGCACGGGGAACCCUGUCUGAGCAACAUGAGAAGGUGAGCCGCCUCACAGAGAACCUGAGUGCCCUGCGUCGCCUGCAGACCGGCAAGGAGCAGCAGACUGCCCUGGACAAUGAGAAGGACCAUGACAGCCAUGAAGACGGUGAUUACUAUGAGGUGGACAUCAAUGGACCUGAGAUCCUAGCCUGUAAGUACCAUGUGGCUGUGGCUGAAGCUGGAGAACUCCGGGAGCAGCUCAAGGAACUGCGUAGUACCCAUGAAGCUCGAGAAGCCCAGCAUGCUGAGGAGAAGGGCCGCUAUGAGGCUGAGGGCCAGGCCCUCACUGAGAAGGUCUCCCUGCUGGAGAAGGCGAGCCACCAGGACCGUGAGCUGCUGGCCAGGCUAGAGAAGGAGCUGAAGAAAGUGAGCGAUGUGGCUGGUGAGACCCAGGGCAGUCUGAGUGUGGCUCAGGAUGAGCUGGUAACCUUCAGUGAGGAGCUGGCCAACCUCUACCACCAUGUGUGCAUGUGCAACAAUGAGACACCCAACCGAGUCAUGCUGGACUACUAUCGAGAAGGCCAGGGCCAGAGUGGAGCCGGCCGCACCAGCCCUGGAGGCCGUACUAGCCCAGAGGGCCGGGGGCGUCGCUCACCUAUCCUCCUGCCCAAGGGGCUGCUGGCCACAGAAGCAGGCCGAGCAGAUAGUGGGACCGGGGACAGCAGCCCCUCACCCAGCUCUUCACUGCCAUCACCUCUGAGUGACCCCCGCCGGGAACCCAUGAACAUCUACAACCUGAUUGCUAUCAUCCGUGACCAGAUCAAGCAUCUGCAGGCAGCUGUGGACCGCACAACAGAGCUGUCUCGCCAACGCAUUGCCUCCCAGGAGCUGGGCCCUGCAGUGGACAAGGACAAGGAGGCACUCAUGGAAGAAAUCCUCAAGCUGAAGUCACUGCUCAGCACCAAACGGGAGCAGAUCACCACUCUGCGCACUGUGCUCAAGGCCAACAAGCAGACUGCUGAGGUGGCCCUCGCCAACCUGAAGAGCAAGUAUGAGAAUGAGAAGGCCAUGGUGACCGAGACCAUGAUGAAGCUGCGCAAUGAGCUCAAGGCCCUGAAGGAAGAUGCAGCUACCUUCUCCUCACUUCGAGCUAUGUUUGCCACCAGGUGUGAUGAGUAUAUCACGCAGCUGGAUGAGAUGCAGAGGCAACUGGCAGCGGCUGAGGAUGAAAAGAAGACACUUAACUCCCUUCUGCGCAUGGCCAUCCAACAGAAGCUGGCACUUACGCAGCGACUGGAGCUGCUUGAGCUGGACCAUGAGCAGACCCGACGGGGCCGCACAAAAGCAGCCUCGAAGGCCAAGCCAGCCACUCCGAGCGUAAGUCACACCUGUGCCUGUGCCAGUGACAGGGCUGAGGGCACCGGGCUGGCCAACCAGGUGUUCUGCAAUGAGAAGCACAGCAUUUACUGCGACUAGGGCUGUGGGGUUCCGCACGCUGCAGCUAACAUCUGCUUCACCUCAACUAACCCAGCAGCGGGACAGCGGUGCUAGGCCAGUCUUAACGUGACUAAUGCACAGAGGGCAAGAUUCUAGCCAAGUGGUGGUAUGGGGUACCAAGACACUUCCAUGAGCUUUGUGUCACUUCCUGCUCCAUUGCCUCCGGUGUCAGCUGCUGUCUUGGGGGCUUUGGCAAUGGGGUGACGCUUCAUAUCUUUGUGGAAGACAGAUGUGUGGAAGUGUCUUCCAGGAGCCCCAGGUAUGUCAGGAGAACCCAAGGGAGAAAGUCCUGCUCCACUCUCUGGAUAUCCCUAGAAGGGCAGAACUCGGAGCUCGUAUUUGCAUGUUCCUCGCAUGUGUCUGUGUCAGCACCUGAAAGCAGUUUCCUGAGGUUCUGACCUGCAUCCUAGGUCCAGCCUCAGAGGACAGCUCUGGUGGGCUGGCAUAGUUUUAGGAGAAAUGAUACAUUAUAGUCUGUGCAGCAUCUGCAAGUCACAUUCAGGAUUAAGUGCAGAACUUCUUCCCCAAACCCAGAGAAAAAUGGCCCUGGACUCUUGCAUUCUAUACAUGAGAACCACAUAUGUUGGAGACAGCUGACCAUAGCCUGGGAGAACAGAGCCUGGAGGCCACAGUUUCUCAUUUCCGAGAUCUGCAUGCUGUUCUGCUGGCCUGUGAGAUCACAAGGUGGCAAGGCUCAAGGGCCAGGGGUUUUUGUUUUGUUUUGUUUUUGUUUUUUAAAUGAGAAAAGUAUUCCUUCCAAGUGCCUGGCCUUGGUCCUUGGUGUGCAGCCCUUCCUUCUAUACCCAGCUGCCUAUCCAUGUUCAGGCCUUCUUUGUAGAGGGUUUCAGACCUGAAGAAGCAGAGUCUUGAGAGCUGCUAGCGGGCUUGGCUGAGUUACAGAUACACACAGAUGUAGCACAACACAGCCCUGUGCGAGGAGAGCUUUGCACAGGUCCAGGGCAGAUAGGAGGUUUAUGGUUUUCUAGUGCAAUUUGGGAGUGAGGACAGAAAGAGGCUAAGUAGCCAAAGUACUCUCCUGUUUCUGGAGGCUCCAUUAGUGCAGAGCUGUGGCAUCAGGCACCUGAGUUGCCGCACUGUGAAACAGAACUCAUUUCAGUAUUCCUUUCCCUGUCCCCAUAGGGCAUCCAGACCUGAGGCUUCCCCUUGCUCCCCUGAGGCUGCUUGCCAGUCUGUCCCAGUAGAAAGGGGAUUGACAUUGUUGCCUGAUGUGAGGCUCUGUUGACCCUCUCACAGCUGUCCGUCCCUACUUUCCCUAGAUGCCGAGAGUAUCUUGGUCUCCUCCAGACUAGGCACUGCACAGAUGCACAUUGGAGUGUAGAACAGGCCAUGUUUGUCCCCUGCAUGUCUGUCCUAAAGAUGGCUGUUCGCAUGCUCACAUACUUUCUGCCUUUUUCUCUCCUCACUGGGCCAGCAGCAGCUUCUCUUGUACUUACAGGGGCUUUGUGGGCACUUUGGAGCCACUGGCCUCCCUAACAUAUGCCCGUCGACUCUGCCAACUAACGAGCUCGCUCACUCCCAGCACAAGAGCUUUAGUUGUUAAGUGUCAGGUGACCAUUGUCUAAUGUUGUCUUAUUUUCUCCUGUUUUCAGCUGUAGAGUAGCUGCUGGGAGGACGUGACUGCCCAGCCCUGUCACACUGCAGCCCCUUCCCCCAACCCCCUCCCGUGGCCCAUGCAGAGGAAGGAAGGGCAGCCUAAAAAAUCACAUUUUAGAAACAUUUUGGAUAUGCCACUGCAAUUCUUUUCAAAAUAGCAUUCCACAACUUUUUGGUGGGUGGAAAAAAAAAAAAAAGCUUUAAUGUUGAGAAUGCCACGAGCUGCUGCUUGGAAAAGCCUCUGCACAGCCGAAGAACCUGCUUCCACAGCCGCUGUCAGGCUUGCUAGAGCCUGCCAGAACACCCACUGCAGGGGUCUCCUUAUUACACACGUUCCUUUUUUACCCAAUCAACCUGUGCACUUUUGAUAUUUUGAUAUUAUAUUUGCUUCCCUACUCCCUCGUAUAGAGACGGUCUCAGAUGCCAUGGUCUGUGCUCGUGGUCCGUUAGCUGUUUGUCUUAGCUCCCAGUCUGUUGAUCUGGCAUCAACGUGAGGCAGAGCUGUGCUCCAUACAUAGUGUGUAGCUCUAGAAUGGAGAUGGGGCUUCGACCCAGUGAGGGGCUCAGCUAAAUGUAUCCACACUGUGGUUCAGCAGCCUUUUAGUUUAUACGGCAUUAUGGUUCAUGUUUGAAAUUACAGAUCUUAAAUGCCAUGUUCAUUAAGAAAUCCAGGGUAUUCUGAUUCUGGGGUUUUUUUCAUAUUGUAUUAUUAUUAUUCUUAGGAAUAGUUCAAUGUAACAAGAAGAAAACUUGACCUUUGCUCUGGUUAAAACAGUAAUAGGCACUUGAAAAAAAAAAGAUAAAUUAUUGAAUGAGUAGUAUUACCUACAAAUUCCAGAAUUUUCUGGGUUUUAGGACAUUGUGAAGCAUGACUGAUUAACAGAAUUUUAUACAACUGUACCAGUGAAAUUCCAAAUUGGAAUUGUUUUGUUACUCUGGUUGUUGUGCCAAAUUGUGGUACACUUAGAAAAUUCUACAGUCGUCGAUUUUUAGGGUGUUAUAUUUCAACACCUUUUUGUUAGUAAUCAUUGCCAGUAGUGCCUUCAUCAGUUAAGGGAGGUGUCCCAGUGAAGUAAAUUCUCUGAAAUGGGCAGCAAAGAGCUAGGUGGGAAUGCUGAAGGCCAGUGUGAACCAGCAGGUGGGAGCAGGUGCCCACCUCACACUUGUCCCUGGGCAUCUCAUUGAGGGGAAAAAAAAAAAAAAAAAAACAGUAAUUGUGCAAAAUUCUGUUAGUCAGUGAUUCUUUACUUGCAAAUUCAGGGGCUUCGCAAACAAAAAGAAACACAAAACUGAGUGUGCUUUGGGAACCAAAUGGACUUUAUGGGACAAACUAAGCAAGCUGUAUGAACACGUUUGUGAAGAGCAGAGGGCGGCAGGAGAGUCGGCAAGGUUGGUCGGCACUCGAUUAGGGGAUGAGGGUUAGCCAUAGUAUUCUUUGCAAAUGUGAAAAGGAGGACAUUUUAUCUUCUCUUGCUUGGUGUAACUAAUCACUGUUAAUUUCAGGAAACAGAACUCAUUAAAGCUCCUUAGCAAACUGCUUGCUAAGUGAGGUUUCACUGGUGUGGUCAGAUUGGUACUAGUGGAGGAGAAAAACAGGCCUCCGUCCUCCAAAAAAAAAAGGACAAAUUUUAAUAAUAUAAAUUGCAAGGCUCAAAGAAUUCUGUUUCCUGGAACGAGCAUUUCUUAUUCCUAGUUGUUGGGACUCCUAUUUUUACCUUCUGUUACAGUGUUGACUCAUAAGAAAUAUUGUUACAUUUAAGAUAACCAUCUGUAUGGGGUAUUUAUUUGCAAUGAUGUCUAAGUACUGUAUUUUUUUUCUGUGCAUUACCUUAGUGUCAUAAUGUUGGUCUUUAUUUUAAAGUCAUAUGCAUGUUUUCCUGCCAAGGAAUCUUUACACAGACCCAAACAAACAAAUAAUAAUAAGCAAAUGCCUUCAGUUUCUGAGAAAAUGAGGCAAAGUAUGGGAAAGGAAUACGAGGGAAAAAUUACCCAAGACUCUUGGAACAUAGGCAUGAAUGUCUACAAAGCCAGCGUUCAUAGGAACAGUGGGCCUGGGUAAAGAGUCAUGUUGGUAGGACCAAUAAAUAAAGAAUAAUAAAAAGAUGAAGCACA